AUGAGAGUUACCCUAGGCGCCAUACUGCCCAAGACAUCACUGAUCACUAAACGAAGACAAUACCACAAGCGCCUUACCGACUCGGUGGAAUCGCUGAUUCGAAGUCGAAAGAACUUCAAGUUCAACUUUACAAACUACUACUUCAUUCAAGCUGCUCAAGUGGUCAACUUUCCGUUGGAUCCGCAACCUACGGCCAUUCUCGAUGGCAUAUGUAAGCAAAUGCUCGUACAGAACGUGUCCACCAUUCUCUACAUGACCAACUCUGACAUUUGGGGCGGCAACGCCGCAUCUGCUCAGUACCUCCUUCAGCUGACCAACUUCCUGGGCAUUCCAGUGAUUGCCUGGAACGCUGACAACAUUGGCUUGGAUCAGCACCAAAAUGCCAACUCUCGUAUUCUCCAGUUGGCGCCAUCGAUGGAGCACCAGGCGAGUGCCAUGUUGAGCAUUCUGCGGCGUUACUCCUGGCACACCUUCUCAAUAGUGACUAGUCGAAUCGGCGGAUACGACCACUUCAUUCGAGCUCUACGCGAUCAAUCUCUCAAUAUUAACGACUUUAAAUUUGAUAUUAUCGACAUUCUGUCGAUUGAGAAGACAUCAAACCGAAACGAUCUACUAGAGAUCAUGAAACCCUUAUCACAAAGCGAAGCUCGAGUUUUUUUGGUGUACUCGAACAAGCUGGAAGCUCAAGCCAUCUUCUCGGCCGCCUCAAUGCUGGGCAUGACCAGCAAGAAUCACAUGUGGAUCGUCACUCAAAGUGUCCUUGGCAAAGGAGCCGGCGCUGCACCGGGCGAAUUUCCCUCUGGCAUGCUCGGCGUUCAUUUCAACACCACCGACGAGAAAAUGCUCGACGAGCUCGAACGUGGUGUGACAGUCUUUGGGCAUGCUCUUGAGCUUCNCGGCAUGCUCGGCGUUCAUUUCAACACCACCGACGAGAAGAUGCUCGACGAGCUCGAACGUGGUGUGACAGUCUUUGGGCAUGCUCUUGAGCUUCUAGUGAACAACGGCACUAUAAUGAACCUGAACAGCAGUCUCAACUGCAAUGCAACGAAUGAUCGCAAGUGGGAGAUUGGCGGACGCCUCUUUAGUCAACUGCGUAAUGUCAGCAUCAAGAGCAAGUACGGUCGACCAAGCAUGGAGUUCAAUCUCGACGGCACUCUCAAGUUUGUCGAACUGGACAUUGUCAAUCUGAACAACAAUGCUUACUGGGAAAAAAUUGGCACCUGGAAUCAGGACGGUAUUGACAUUAAGGACAUCACCUGGCCGGGCAACUCACCGGUUCCACCGCUGGGACUACCGGAAAAGUUCAACCUUCGAGCUAUCUUUCUCGAGGAAGCUCCUUUUGUGAAUUACGUUCCGCCGGACAAUGAGACGGGCGAGUGCAAGAUGAGUCGAUCAGUGCCCUGUCGCGGCUUUGGCGACAACAACACCUCUCGAGGUUGCUGCGCGGGCUUUUGCAUUGACCUCUUUCAGAAGUUUGCCCACGACCUCAAGUUUACCUACGAUUUGAGUCGCGUGGAGGAUGGCGCGUGGGGAAUUCUCAAUAACAACUCCUGGAACGGCCUCAUUGGCGAGAUUAUAAGCCACAAGGCGGACAUUGUGGUGACGUCCAUCAAAAUCAACUCUGACCGACAAGAGUACGUCGACUUUACGGUGCCCUUUCUGGAGACGGGCAUUGGCAUUGCCGUGGCGAAGCGCACUGGAAUCAUUUCACCUAAAGCCUUUCUCG
Messenger RNA from Rhagoletis zephyria (snowberry fruit fly), 1726 nucleotides. The record is from RefSeq and is a predicted model, not a curated record. Lineage: Eukaryota; Metazoa; Arthropoda; Insecta; Diptera; Tephritidae.